Molecule: messenger RNA, 373 nt
Organism: Cyprinus carpio (common carp)
Lineage: Eukaryota; Metazoa; Chordata; Actinopteri; Cypriniformes; Cyprinidae
Product: THO complex subunit 1-like
Exons: 1
Coding region: 24-263 (79 amino acids)
Biological process (GO): TRAIL-activated apoptotic signaling pathway; positive regulation of extrinsic apoptotic signaling pathway
Cellular component (GO): cytoplasm; CD95 death-inducing signaling complex
Molecular function (GO): death receptor binding; caspase binding
Source: RefSeq, a predicted model, not a curated record
GAGAGUGAGUGACCAACAGUCAGAUGGACGAGAUCGCGGCUAAGCUUGGGUCCAAGUGGAAGACGGUGGCAGACCAUCUGGAGAUGAGCGAGAAGGAGAUCCGCGUGAUCGAGUCUGACAGCGAGGAUGUAGAGCUGCAGGCUAAGAUGCUGCUGGUGGCCUGGCAGGACCGAGAAGGCCCUCAAGCUACGAUGGAGAGCCUGGUCACGGCUCUGAACUCGGCUGGUUUCAGUAACAUCACAGAAGGUCUCAGCGAAACAUAACUCCACAUCGGCAACAUCUUCUUGCUUGGUUUUAAAUUCUGACAGCUUCUGCUGUACUUCAAUGAAAUGCAUUCUUUACAUUUUUGAAAUAAAUGUUCGUUUGAAAUGAA